Molecule: messenger RNA, 3874 nt
Organism: Myotis myotis
Lineage: Eukaryota; Metazoa; Chordata; Mammalia; Chiroptera; Vespertilionidae
Gene: GALNTL6
Product: polypeptide N-acetylgalactosaminyltransferase like 6
Exons: 13
Coding region: 749-2554 (601 amino acids)
Cellular component (GO): Golgi apparatus
Source: RefSeq, a predicted model, not a curated record
CGUGGUCGUGGUCGACAUCAGCACCUUCUCAGCAGAAGGCAGGAGGCUGCGAGCGAGGAGCAGCGCUGGGGGCGAGCUUGGCGCAUCCUCAGGGUCUGCUCCCCUCCCCGGCGUCCUCACUCACUGCAAUCCCAGCUCCGACUGGGUUUCGCCACCCUCCGUCCCCUUCCCCCAGGGGAGAUUGAAGACCGCGCUCUUUCGGCGCUCCUGGCGCUUCUCUGGGUUCGCUCAGUGGCCGGAAAAUAAUGGUAACAUGAACAGCGGAGCGUGAGCGCGUCGCCGUCACCGGGGAAGGAAGAGAUUGAUGGGCAGAGAGCUUACUUCAAGGAAUCACAUUCCUGGGGCUGCGCAGGGGAACCGUGGGCGCCUCCGCCUCCUGGCUGCGCGCCGCUGACAUCUGUAGCCUCCGUUCCCUCGGGCUCCCAGGUCGCCAGCCUCUGCCUGCGGAGGAGCAUUGACCGGAGUUGGUGCGCCUCCAUCCGAACAGGAGUUCUCCCGGAACCCGCGCGUCCCCGCAUCCAUCCCAGCUGAGCGCCCACCAGCACGCUGGCUUCGGAGGGAGUUGAACUUGAGUUCAGAUGCCCAACUCCCUCUGAAUCGUGCAGAUUGGUGCUGAGCACGCCACAAAAGUUUGUAGCUUCUCCGCAGUUCCUGGUGCUUGGCAGGGGAGAGGAAAGGACUGGCAUUCAACACCGGGAGCAGUCAGGGAGCCAUCUCCUUUAACUUUUCUUACCUGUUAUCAUUUGCAAUGAAGAGGAAACAGAAGAGAUUUCUGCAGAUGACUUUGUUAUUCAUGGUGGCUUUAAUAUUCCUGCCCAACAUUGGUCUCUGGUCCCUGUACAAGGAUAAGCACCUGGUGAAAUCCACGGAGCCUGGGGAGCAGCAGACAUUUCCACUGGGCCUGGGAGAUGGGCAAUUCUAUGCAUGGACAGAUGGUUUGAGAAGAAAAGACUGGCAUGACUAUGAAAGCAUUCAGAAAGAGGCUAUGCGCUCAGGGAAGGGUGAGCACGGGAAACCUUACCCCCUCACUGAAGACGACCACGAUGACUCAGCUUACAGGGAAAAUGGUUUCAAUAUUUUUGUCAGCAACAAUAUCGCUCUGGAGAGGUCUCUGCCCGACAUUCGUCAUGCUAAUUGUAAGCACAAGCUGUACCUGGAAAUACUGCCAAACACCAGCAUCAUUAUCCCAUUUCAUAAUGAAGGUUGGACUUCACUCCUGCGUACCAUACACAGUAUAAUUAACCGAACCCCGGAGAGUCUGAUAGCAGAAAUCAUUCUAGUAGAUGACUUCAGUGACAGAGAACACUUGAAGGAGAAGUUAGAGGAGUACAUGGCCCGGUUUUCCAAAGUGAGGAUCGUUCGCACCAAGAAAAGGGAAGGGCUCAUCCGGACCCGCCUCCUGGGGGCGUCCAUGGCCAGAGGAGAAGUCCUGACCUUCCUGGACUCCCACUGCGAGGUCAACGUGAACUGGCUGCCCCCGCUCCUCAACCAAAUUGCACUAAACCACAAAACCAUCGUGUGCCCCAUGAUCGAUGUCAUUGACCACAAUCACUUUGGGUAUGAGGCACAAGCUGGGGAUGCCAUGCGAGGCGCCUUCGACUGGGAAAUGUACUACAAAAGAAUCCCCAUCCCUCCAGAGCUCCAGAGGGCAGAUCCCAGCGACCCUUUUGAGUCUCCUGUGAUGGCUGGAGGUCUCUUUGCUGUCAAUCGCAAAUGGUUUUGGGAGUUAGGUGGCUAUGAUCCAGGUUUAGAAAUCUGGGGAGGAGAACAGUAUGAAAUCUCUUUUAAGGUUUGGAUGUGUGGAGGAGAAAUGUUCGAUGUUCCAUGUUCUAGAGUUGGUCAUAUCUACAGGAAGUACGUCCCUUAUAAAGUUCCAUCUGGGACCAGCCUGGCAAGAAACCUGAAGCGGGUGGCGGAGACCUGGAUGGACGAAUUUGCCGAGUACAUUUACCAGCGCCGCCCGGAGUACAGGCACCUCUCCACGGGGGACAUCUCCGCCCAGAAGGAGUUGCGCAAACAGCUCAAGUGCAAGGACUUCAAGUGGUUCAUGGCGGCUGUGGCCUGGGAUGUACCCAAGUACUACCCUCCCGUGGAGCCCCCACCUGCUGCCUGGGGAGAGAUUCGAAACGUGGCAGCCAAUCUCUGUGUGGACAGCAAGCAUGGAGCCACGGGAACCGAGCUCAGGCUGGACAUCUGUGUCAAGGAUGGCUCUGAAAGGACAUGGUCUCAUGAGCAGCUCUUUACUUUUGGAUGGAGAGAAGACAUUCGACCUGGUGAGCCGCUGCACACCCGAAAGUUCUGCUUCGACGCGAUCUCGCACAGCAGCCCGGUCACUCUCUAUGACUGUCACGGCAUGAAGGGGAACCAGCUCUGGGGCUACCGGAAGGACAGAACAUUAUUCCAUCCUGUGAGCAACAGCUGCAUGGAUUGCAACCCCGCAGAGAAGAAGAUUUUCAUGGCCAGAUGUGACCCCCUAUCUGAGACUCAGCAGUGGAUUUUUGAACAUAUUAAUAUGACUGUUUUAGAAAAAUUUAACCACCAUGCCAGCUCCUAGAAGGAAAGAAGGAGUGAUGACCUCCAGAUUCUAAAAAAACUAAAAUUUCUCCAGCACCGGGGUGGAAGGCAUCGGGAAUAACAUUUCCUCGAUCUAGGAAGCCUGGUUUAAAGGCCCGUCAAUGCCACGUUAAAGUAGGUUGUCCUGGAGAACUUCCUGCAUCUGAAGAACUUGGCGGAGAACCUCACCAGCUGCUUCUGAGAACUUGAGACUAGCAGUUCCCUUGCUGGCCAAGGGCGAAGAUUAUUUAGGGAUGUUUCAAAACAACUGCUGAGUUAAUAAAUCCUAGCAUUUCUCAGGUCAAAUCCUGCAGUAGUGAGUAGCUAUGAAUGGAUCCUAUCAUUCGGGUGGGAGGGGGGUGGAAAUGGAGUGCAUGACUGCUCUGACAACCUGAAGAUCCCGCAGGUGUAGAACUAGCCACGCUGAACGGGCGAGCUGGACUCUUUGGUGCCAUUCUCUGACUAAGAAUGGGUUAAGCAGGUUUAACCCUUCAAAGUGCUGCAGAUGAUUUUAGAGUGCUCAUACCAUUCUGUUUUCUUGUUGUUGUUUUUUAAAUGAAGGUGUGCUAUGUAAUGUAAGACUUAAAUUACAUCAUGAAACGGACUUCCAGUGUUUCCGUUCUUGCACCGGCCAUUUUCCUUUUCGGGCAGAAGUAACUUAUUUUUCCUAAAAGUUCAUGCUCCAUCCAUCAGCUGAAGCUCGAAUUCAGUGCCCUUGUAUGAAUCCACUUUAAAAACAAAAUCAGAACACUAUGCUACCCGGUUACUCCAAAGAGAAUGAUUUCACAGAGGCAGCAAAACUACGUAAGGUUUAGGAGAGGGACUUCCGUAGGAAAUCGAUUUUUACUUUUCUAUUCUUUUUAGAAUUCUAGAAGCCUGAUGUUUGUCCAGUCAUAAUUUUUAUUAAGGAAGGGAAUGGAGUGAGGUUGAUGUAAUUUGUUUAAGGAGAUUCUUAAACCCAAAUAAAUCUACACUCCAAGUGCCGUGUGAAAAUGUCUCCAUUCGCUUCAAUUCUGUUUGGUCAGUCCUCGGGACAUAGAAGUGGUUUUGUUUGUUUGGUUUUAGAUAUUUUUUGUUUUAUGUCACUGAUAUUAAUGAUGUUUUUGUUUUACUUGGACGUGCACCGAAGGAAUUUCCAUUAAUAAAGUGCUUCUGACACUGUUUUCUGUAAAUGGGACAAUAUUUCAGGGGUGAAGAAAGGGAUGAUUAAAAAGCUAAGUGGAGCAUUUAAUCCUUAAGACAAUCUUUUUUUUUUUUUUACUUUUCAAUAAUAACGGGGGUGGGAGAGGAAUAUAUAGAGAGAUUAAGAUGGGUCUUAAGA